AUGGGCGCAGAGACCCUUUGGCCGCUCGAGCCGAUCCAGCGCGAGGCCACCGCCUCCAGUCGUGGGUACACCGGCCUGAGUAGAGGGACCUCGGCGAAAGUUGCAGAGGGGCACAAGCUGCACCAGAGCCUGUCAAUGCCUGUGCUCACACCGGCAAACAGAGGUCUGCCUCACAACAACUUUCGGCUCGAUGACUUGGAGAUUCCGCCGCAGCGCGGCGCAGCGAGAAUACCUCUAGAUCUCGAAGAUCGUCUCCGAUGCCUCGAAUCUUGUUUCCUAAAGGGCACCGCACCCUUCCUGUACACGACUCCUCCGAGCACAGGGGGGCGGGCCACUGCACGAGGCACAGCUUCGAGAGGCUCCUUGGCCUCAAGGGGCUCCCUACUGGUUCGCACCCCUACGCCCGGUUUCACCGCUGCAUCGAUGGGUCGGCGCGAGUCCCACGGCCUACCGACCCAGAGCUGA
Symbiodinium sp. CCMP2592 is the source of this 465-nucleotide messenger RNA. Lineage: Eukaryota; Dinophyceae; Suessiales; Symbiodiniaceae. The record is from the annotation of a GenBank genome assembly.